AUUCCUCUCCGUUCUCCUUCACCUCACCAAAGUAACAAUCUUGAGCAUUGUAUUGCGUGUAUUCAGCUCCAAACUCCAAGAUGACUUCUAUUGCCCCCAUCAUUGAUAUCUCUGGCUACCUUGCAGGCGACAAGAGCCAAAUCCCCAAAAUCACCUCAGAGAUUGACCGUGCCUUUCGCACAUCUGGCUUCUUCCAGCUUGUCGGCCAUGGCAUCCCUCAGUCCCAGAUUGACGGCAUGAUCAAGCAGACAGCCGAAUUCUUUGCCCUGCCUGACGAGACCAAGAGAAAGAUUCACGGCAAGAUGCGAGGCUACCAGUCUCCCGAGCUCCGAGAAUCACUCUCGUCAUUGGCUAAAGAGGGCUUCUUCAUGGGCCGCCACAUGCCCGGCAGAAACCGACCCAUUGUGGAAGGCAACCUCUGGCUAAAGGAGGAAGAUGCUCCUGGAUUUAGACAAACAAUGGAAGAGUAUUUUGCUGCCAUGGAGAACCUGGCUGUUAUCUUGCUGCGACUCAUUGCGCUGGGCCUGGGAUUGGAGGAGACAUACUUUGACGAUUUCGCCAAGCAGCCAGAAGGUGCUGUUCUAUGUCGGUUCCAUCGAUACCACCCCACUCUGCCCGAAGAAGGCGACGACGUGGUAGGCCUAGAGGCCCAUGCAGAUACAUCUGCUGUCACCAUUCUGUACCAGGACGGCAUUGGUGGACUGCAGGUCAAGAACGAGAAGACUGGCCAAUUCGAGACUAUUGAGCCCAUCCCCGAUGCUUUCGUCAUCAACCUGGGCAACAUGUUUGCUCGCUGGACCAACGACACAUACCUCGCCGCCGAGCACCGAGUCCUUCUGCCCACAGACAAGUUCCGCUACAGUGCGGCGUACUUCAUGGCCGGCUGGCUGGACCAGGUCAUCGAGUGUCUCCCGCAGGUGCUCAAGGCCGGAGAGGCUCCCAAGUACGAGACGUGCACGGUGGAGCAGCUGGUGACCAACUUCAGAAAGGAGAUUUACGACAUCCACACGCCGGGCGCCACGGCGUACGUUACCGUUGAGGAGUCGUGAGGCAGGGGUGAAAAAUGCAAUGCUUCCUUUAUGUGUCCAGGAGCAUUCAAUGUUCUCAUGUUUCUUUUCCGUUUGCUACUUGUUAUUAUGCCCUGUAGACAGCGU
Trichoderma asperellum CBS 433.97 is the source of this 1154-nucleotide messenger RNA. RefSeq lists its product as uncharacterized. Gene Ontology annotation, molecular function: 2-oxoglutarate-dependent dioxygenase activity. Lineage: Eukaryota; Fungi; Ascomycota; Sordariomycetes; Hypocreales; Hypocreaceae. The record is from RefSeq and is a predicted model, not a curated record.